GUCUAUAUAUAGUGUUCUACUUGAUAGUGACGUCAGCAUUUGCUGGAGUAACCGUACCAUACAAUGCCCUUAUUGCCGACAAGUCACAUCCUUCCCAAAGAGGUCUAAAUUCCGGUGUAAUGGCAGCCAUGAUUCUGAUAGGUAAUGUCAGUGGUGCGGCCGUGGGAACUUCAUUUACGCAUAUCGGCGUUAUUGGUGCCUAUUCCAUAUCGAUUGCUAUAGUUCUUAUAACGCUUGUGAUCACAAUAUUUGCAACCACGGAGGACGAGGGAAAACAUGUUGUUGAACCACUUGGCUGUAUAACACUAUUUUGUGGUUUCUGGGAUCCAUUAAAAGAACAUGAUUUCCGAUGGGUUUUCAUCACACGAUUUCUAAUGCAACAAGGUGUUUCAACAGUAACAGGAUUUUUAGAGUACUGGUUACAUGACAUGGUAAUUUUACCUCACUGUUGGACGGCUGCUACAAGUGUUGCCAUCAUGUUAUUACCAAUGUUGUUUGCUGCUGCAUGUAGCUCCAUUAUCUUUGGUAUCAUAUCAGAUAAAUUUGGAAGAAGGAAACCUAUUGUUAUAACUGCAGCGGCAAUUAUGAGCACCAGCAUUGCCACUAUGAUCAUGGUGUCAGGGAAAAGUGCAUUCUACAUUGCUAUAAUCCUAGCCUUUUGUUUUGGGGUUGGAUUUGGGUCGUUCCAGUCAGUUGACUUUGCCCUAGUUAUGGAUGUUUUACCACAAGAAAAAGACAAGGCCAAAGAUAUCGCUGUUUGGCAUCAAGCUCUUAUCUUGCCAAAUGCUUUAGCCACGCCUGUUGGCGGAUUGAUAUUGGACUACUUUCAACAGGUUGACUGUAGAAUAGGGCUCGGUUACAUUAUUCUUUUUGCUGUUACUGCCGUUUAUUUUUGUCUGAGUGGAUUAUUUGUGAUGAAGAUAAAACGUGCACGAUAAAAACAUCAUACAAUCAAAUUUCCCGCCAUGUUUUGCUAAUAUUUUAAAAGGUAUUUAAUCUUGCUGUCGAAACUGUUGCUGGGCUACCAUCUUUGAAAUAUUAAUAAAUGUUUGAGUUGUUAUGUUUCAGCUAUUUUUGUAUAUUAAGGUAGUAAUAUAAUACCAAUAGCUACUUAAAUGUAUCAAUAGUAUAACAUAAAGAUCACGGUUUUUAUCUUAUGCACAUCUACUUAAAUACUACAUAACCCUCAACCUGCUUGUACCGGAUGUGAUCAGCCUUUGUCACCAGUAUAGAGCCAGACCAGUCUGAACAUCCAUGCAGUCUAACCAGGCUCUAUACUGCUAGCUGACUAACUUUAAAUUUGCAUAUUGAUAUGGCUAGAAUUGUGAUUGAUCAGUCUAAACAAUGGACGCUGUCCAUUUUUUUUUUAAUGAUCAACAGGUUAAGGGUUGGGUAGCGAAUUUUUCAAGCAGACGCUGUACUCUUAUUUCACUUUAAUUUGUUUAAAUAUAGCCAAAUUGAUAAAGAAUAUCUUAAUAUUUUGAGUUUUAUUAGCUUGUCGCGUGAUAUUCGUGCUUGUGUUACAUAAAGAUGGUGACAAAGGCACAUGAUUUUCAUUCAAGUUUUAAGAGGAUACAUUUUGAAAUGUGGCUUUAAAAUAGAUUCAAACCAAUAGGAUAAUAAUAAGUGUCACAUCUGUAUGUUGUGAAUUUUGAAAAUUUAAACCAUUUCACUACUGGUUUAAAAGAACCAAAAUGACUUUUAAUAUUAUGUUUUAUAAUUAUAACUUUAUUUUUAUUUCUUAAUCGGCAGGAAAUACAUAUAUCUGACUACUCUACAACGAAAAAAAAUAUGGAUGGCAUUUUUUGUCUUUAGGUUGUUAAAUAAUUACUUUCAGGCAAUUCAAAUAAUUACCUCUAUUUAUUAACAUGUUUAAUAUUUCAUUAAAUACAUUCCGUCUAUCAAUACCUCGUGUGAAUUUAGUAAACUUUGACAGUUUCCGUAUACGUGUAUAUAAUUAACGUUUUAAUAGAAAACGGGGAGCGGGCAAAGAAACAGACGCUUAUAAAGUCUUUAAAGAUACGGAAAGUGUCGAAAAUGAUCCGGAUUUUCACGAGUAUGUAAUGUGUAUAUGUACUAAAUCUUAAAGUCAAAUAUGAUAUUUAUAUGUGAUAUUAUAAAAACAUUUCCUGUCUCAUUUGAUUGUUGUAAUAAUAUUUAACAUAUUGUUAUUUGUUUUUACCCCAUCGUUAAAAAUAAAUAAAUUGAUGACUUUGCACAAUUCAUUUUACUGGAAAAAUAGUUAAGCUAUUUUUAACACUACAUGUAAAAUAUCUAUCUUGUAUCACAAAAUGUUGGUUCCUAUUACGGUGAAGUGCGCACUAUUUUGUUUUCUUAUACAGAUAAAUUAUAACCAACCUUGUGUAUCUAUAUACAAAAGCAUUUUAAUGUAGUUUCGUAUGAAAUGUCAAUAAAAUAAUUAUUGAUUUGAAUAUUAAAUCUUACUCUGCUGAAUCUGUAAUAUUAUAAUGAAUAUUUCGAAAUUCAUCAUUGGUAUAUUCUGGAGGACUGGAAUGGGACAAAAUUAUAAUAUAAUAAUCACCCAAAGGUACAUAUAGUUGGAUCUAAAAAAACCUGAAACAGAAGUAUAGUUUGCUCAUGGACCUUAGUUUCCAGCUGUCUCGGUGUCGAGGACUUAAUCUUAUGAGAAUGAAUUUGAAGCUUUGUAAAGGAUAACUCAAUAAAGAACCCUUCAUAGUGACAGUUCAAGUGUACUAAUAAAUAUUCCAUACAACCAAAGACAAUUUAUAUACAUGGUAUCAUUUUAUAUUCAUUCAUUAACGGUGGUGAUAACAUAUUAUGUAUAAUUGUGUUGAUGUGUUUAUAUUGUUAUCAUGAUUUGAUUUAUUAAUAAAAAAUCACAUAAAAGUUCA
Molecule: messenger RNA, 2873 nt
Organism: Ruditapes philippinarum (Manila clam)
Lineage: Eukaryota; Metazoa; Mollusca; Bivalvia; Venerida; Veneridae
Biological process (GO): transmembrane transport
Molecular function (GO): transmembrane transporter activity
Source: RefSeq, a predicted model, not a curated record